UACAACCAAGCAGGGACUGAAGGAGAGAGAGAGAGCGUGGAAGACGGGGAAUAAAGGGGUGCAAGAUCCUUCAGACAUACACAAAAGAGGAGAGGUUGUAUCUAAGGAGAAAGAGAAGAAGAAGAGGAGGAGGAGGACGGUGUUUCCAAGAGCAAGCGCCUCUGAAGACAGAGCUGUCACACAGGAGGAGGAGGAGGCGUGUGGAGUGAACUUCCCCCUUCAGCAGAACCCAAACAUCAUCGAGUGAGAGGCUACCUGAGGUUUCACCAGCCAUGCUGACCACCAGGAACCUGCCCAAGUCCUGCUGAACACCAUGGCCCAGGCUAAAGGGCGGAGAGAUGGCAUGGUGGCAUCCAAUGAAAUCAGACGCCGGCCGCUGUCGUUGGGUGAGGUGGAGGGAGUGUCGUGGCAGGGCCCACGGACCAUUUUUAUCCAGAAGAACUCGCAGGGAUUUGGCUUCACUCUGCGUCACUUCAUCGUCUACCCACCGGAGUCGUCGCUCCACAGCCUCAAGGAUGAAGAGAACGGAAAUACUGGAAAAGGCUUUCAGCAGUCUCGACUGGAGCCGAUGGACACCAUCUUUGUUAAGAGUGUCAAAGACAGUGGCCCCGCUCAGGAAGCUGGACUGCGUACAGGUGACAGGCUGGUGAAGGUGAACGGGGAGAGCAUUCUGGGAAAAACCUACUCUCAAGUAAUCGCUCUCAUCCAAAACAGUGAAAACAUCCUGGAGCUCUCUAUAAUGCCAAAAGAUGAGGAUGUGUUGCAGUUGGUAAGUGCGUACUCCCAGGACGCCUACCUGAAAGGCAAUGAGCCAUAUUCAGGUGUGGCCCAGAACCUCCCUGAGCCACCGCCUCUCUGCUACCCCUCCACAAAGACCAGCCCUGCUGCCCCCCCACCCAGCGACAGCCUCCACACUCCUGUGGACAACUGGCAGUGUCGACACGGCCCCACCACGUCCCCUCUGGACAACCGCCCCCCUAACACUUCUCCCCCCACCUCCGGCUGGUCCGGGGGUCCUGAGGAUUCCAGUGCUUACUUUCUUCCCACGGGGCGUCAUCGUGGACGCUCGUCGUCAGCCAUCAGUGCGCUAGACUUUCAUUUUGCCAACCAUAAUGCUGCCAUCGCCUCCGCAACCCUGCCUGCACCACGGAAGAGCAGUGCGCCGGCCUCUUCCCGUUCUCGAGCUGACGCUCUGUGCCACCAGGCUCUGUCGGACUGGUACUACAGCCAGGCUGAGGCUGCCGAGUCCAUGUCCCCCCGCCACCGCAGUAUAUCUCAGGACCGCUUGGCAGAGCUGGGGCUGGGUUUGGCUCUUGGCCCCGGACCUGCGCAAGCUCCCACAACCUCUGCAGAGCAACGGAGGAGAGAAACGCUCCUGUACCACCAUCAGACAGCAGCUGCCUCCCAUGAUUCCUAUUGGCUGGGGGGGUGGGGUGGAGUAUCAGGACCAGGAAGCCGGUCAUGCUCAGAGAACCUGCUGGCAGCCUAUGCUGAGUAUGAGCACAACUACGGGCGCUCUGUGGAAACACUUGCUCAGGCUUCUGCUUUGGUCUCAUCACGCUACGAGAAAUCCUCACAGGGAACCCAGACCGCCAAACUCAGCGAGCAGAAAGAGCAGAGGACCCCAGCAGGCCAUCAGCACCAAACCCAGGUGACGAGCCCCAUCACUACAGCUUCCACUGUGCCCCCUAGUGGUAGGCAGCCCGGUCAGCAGGUCGCUGAACCCCAGACGAGGAGAGUAAAGGGUGAAGAGCUGGUGGGCUACCAAAGCUACAGCCCCUCCUUCUCUCGUAAAGCCGGUCACCUCCUCCAGCAGGCCCACUCCUUUAGGGAGCCUGGCCACAGCGGCCCCCAUCUCAACUGGAGCCCCACGGGCAGAGGGGACAGCGGGGUGGUACCUAGGCCUCAGUCAACCCCCGCCCUGUCUGCGUCAGAGGAGGAGAGAGCUCGACUGGGGGAGGAUAGGGAGGUCAUCUCCCCCAUCUCCCUGAACCAGGAGGUGAUUCUGAGACAGAAGCCGCCCUCUGGACAUCGGCCGCCCAUUCAGAACCUCAGACAUCCUCACUACGCCUCACCUGUGGAGUCACCUGAGCCCCCUGCUUUGACUCCUUCUCCAGGGACACCUUCUCCGGUCUCUGGGCCCGGCCCUACCCGCAGGGCUAAUGGUAGCCUGGCACAGCAUGCAUACAACUCCCUGUCCUCUAUUCCCUUCAUAGAUGAACCCACCAAUCCUAGUAUUGACCUACAGGCCUCAUACGUACCAGCCUGCACUGUGGUGACCAGUACCCAGGCCUCCACCCUCACUACCGCGUCUGUCUCCCCCACCCUCACCUCCGUCUCCCCCAUUGUCCAACUACGUUCUAAGGACUGCAGAAGUAUUAAAGGUCGUCGCUCAUCUUACCUGCUGGCCAUCACCACAGAGAGAUCCAAAUCCUGUGACGAGGGUCUGAACAACUUUAAGGAAGAGAGUCGAGUCUUCUCUAAACUACCAAAAAGGGUCAAGAGCUUUUUCACUGAUGGGUCUCUGGAGAGCCUGCGAGCCCAGGAGGAGGCACGGUCAAAGCGUCACUCCACCUCUGAGCUAGGAACCAUCACCUUCAGUGACGUUCGUAAAGAGGGCUGGCUGCACUACAAACAGAUCCUCACAGAGAAGGGGAAGAAAGUGGGAGGUGGUAUGCGGCCGUGGAAGCGUGUCUUCUGUGUGCUGCGCUCCCAUUCGCUCUUCCUCUACAAGGACAAGCGGGAAGCUGUUCUGCAUGGAGCGGGGGCGGGGUCAGGUCAAGACGAGCAUCCUCCAAUCAGCAUCCGUGGCUGCCUGAUCGACAUUGCCUACAGUGAAACCAAACGUAAGCACACCCUGAGACUGACCACACAGGACUUCUGCGAGUACCUACUGCAGGCGGAGGACCGGGACGACAUGCUGGUGUGGAUCAGGGUCAUCAGGGAGAACAGCAAGACCGACAAUGAGGAGAUCGGUUUCUCAAGACAAGCUCUGAUCAACAAGAAGCUGAAUGACUACAGAAAACACAGUCUGACAGGUAGUAAGCCGGACACUUCUCCCCGAGCUCAUCGGAUGAUGCCUCCUUUCCUCCUGGCAAAGACUGACAACACCUCAGUGAACCGAGCCUCCAGAACGGAUGACAACAAAGCAUUGUGGGGCAUCAACAUCAUGAAGAAGGCAAAGAAGACGGGAAGUCCAAAAGCUUUUGGCGUACGACUGGAGGACUGUCAGCCUGCUGUCAACCAUAAAUAUGUCCCUCUGAUUGUGGAGAUGUGCUGUGGUGUGGUGGAGACAACAGGUCUGGAGUACACGGGUAUCUACCGGGUUCCAGGGAACAACGCCAUGGUGUCUAACCUGCAGGAGCAUCUUAAUAAGGGCCUGGACAUCAAUACUGCUGAGGAGCGAUGGCAGGACCUGAAUGUAAUCAGCAGCCUGCUCAAAUCCUUCUUCAGAAAACUGCCUGAGCCGCUGUUUACUGACGACAAAUACAACGAUUUCAUUGAUGCCAACCGGAUAGAAGAUGCAGAGGACAGACUGAAGACCAUGAAGAAACUGAUCCAUGAUCUCCCUGAUCACUAUUACCACACGCUGAAGUUCCUGGUGGGACACUUGAAGAGAGUGGCAGAUCACUCUGAAAAGAACAAGAUGGAGCCGAGAAACCUGGCUCUGGUCUUUGGUCCCACCCUGGUCAGGACAUCAGAGGACAACAUGACCGACAUGGUCACCCACAUGCCCGACCGCUACAAAAUAGUGGAGACUCUAAUCCUGCAUCACGACUGGUUCUUCAGUAACGGAGAGUUUGACAAAGAAGAGAAGGCUCCGGAGGAUAAGCGGGACAUGCAGCCUGUCCCGAAUAUCGACCAUCUGCUCUCAAACAUCGGAAGGCCUGGUAUGCCAGGAGAGGCAUCAGAUUCCACCACCAGCGAUUCUCUUAAGUCAAAGCUUUCAUCAGGCUCAAAAAAGGACCUGAAUGCCAGGGACUUCCUACCCAUGUCCCUCAUCUCUGCUGUGACCCGUAAGCGUAAAAAAUGCCUCCGAACUGACCUGCAGGGCAGCAGCACAGACGACGACUCCGAGCAUGAGCCUGUCAAAGCCAGCAACUACGGAGCCGGAGAAGGAGAGGGAAGAGAAGAGGAGGAGGGAGAGGAGGACAGAGGACAGGAAGAGGCAGACAAGGGAGAGCAUAUAAUUCCUAAAAAAGAAAAAAGGGAUGGAAAAGAAAACAGGGUGACAGCUGAAGAACCCACAGAGAAAAAGGAUCUGUUAGUGGGAGAAGAAGUGACUGAAAAGGAUCUGGGGAACAGGAGAGGGAAAACAGAAGCAGGUUUUGUCUCAUACCCCAGACCCCUAGCAGUGACUAACCCUCCCUCCCAUCUGAGACCUCAUAACGUAGCCAGAGGACGCCCUACUGUUCCAUUCUGGAUCUGCCCCACCAGGCCUCCUAAUGUCUACCAAACCCCCAGCCUUCACGGAUACCAGCACCCGGACUGGAACCAGUCAGCCCCCGUCCGCUACAGGAAGUCCAGAGGUGGGAGGACCAGGGCUGUGUCUAUGAAUCUGGAUGUUGAGUUUGGCAGGAGUGACGACCGAGUCAGAGGGUGGAGAGCAGACAGGGUGGAGGUGAUAAGAGUCAUUGAUGGUCAGUGUGGACAUGUUGGUGUCCCUCAGGGUUCAGUUUUAGGUCCUCGGUCGAUUCAACAAAUAGAUUCUCUGCCUCGUCUACCAAAGGAGGCUCCCCCUUUCUCCUCCCCUUCCUCUGGUUUGAUUGAUCAGAGCCCUGCAGGACCCUCCACUGUGGUCAUGAGGAGGUCUGCCAUGGACCCACGGGAUAAGACGAGAGCGUGGCGCCGUCACACCGUGGUAGUUUAACCUGGCUGCUACAUCUGCUAAUGGAUUACCGACUUCUCUCCCAACAAACACUGGAUCACCUCUGUCACUGAUUCUGAAGCCAAGCAUCCGUCAUCUAAAGACUCCUCUCUUCCCACAUUUCAUUGGCAUGAAAUGGAUCAUGGUUAAAAUCUGUGGUGUUGUAAACAGAUGAAGGGGUUCAUUUCAAAACAUUUCAAAACAUAAGUUUCUCCACUUCUUUCAUACUAAGUUACUGGUGAUGUUAUUUUCCAUGUUUUCAAGUGUAAGCAAGAAAAGGUAAGAAGAUGAUUCAGAGGUAUGUGCAUCCUCCCAAUAUGGCAGCCCUCAGUAGGGAAAACUCAAAAAUAAGAAGAAAUCCCAUAAAUAUCAGCUGAUAGCUUAAGUCCUACCUAAUCGCUGUCUCUUCCUAUAAUACUGGCAGCUGACUCACUGAGACUAUGUCCAUGUUUUAUACAAUCUACAGAGUAACUGUAGGAACUCCUGCCUAUUGUGACGCCACAUCCAUACCUUCUGUAGCUUGUUUGCUGUCAUGUGAUAUCAAUGACACACUCAAGUCCGAUGGGGGGGCAGAAAGUGAGAACACCAGCUGGAACUCAUUGGGAAGGAAGCAAAGUAAGUAAACCAAUACUGUAAAUGAACAUGCACACAACAGGUACAGUCAGAAAAAUUCUAAAUAUAUUAGGUUUGAUUCCUGACAAUUGUUUUGUCCCUUGAUAUAGCCAAUUUUCCUGGCAUGGAAGCAAUGUCACAAUGAUAAUUGAUGUCACAGUUACUUAGUCCUGCAGACUUUCUGCUACUUGAAUAGAAAAAUGAACAUUUAUAAGGGUCUUAAAGUUUAAAACUAUUUUAUUUACAGCUGAGUCAAUGACCUCAGAUUGAAAGCAGGAUAAAAUGACUGCAAUUUUUGAGGCUAAAAUCACCGGUUGCCAGCCAGACGGCUGACUACUUACUGUAGGUGAUAACAGCUACUUUUUCCUAGGAUAGGAAGUGGUUUCUACAGAGAAACACGAUCAAAAUGGCCAUGUUUGGAGUGAUUUACAACUAUGCCAAGCAUUCAAAAUGUGAAAAUAUAAACAUUCUUAAUACUUAAGCUAAUUUGUGUCCCAAAAGUAGUGAAAUAAUCAGGCAAAAAAAAAAAUCCAGAGAAACAGCAGCAGUCAGGAAUGGACCUUUAGCUUUAUCUGGUGCCUGCAGGAGUGUAUGUUCCACAAAGUGGUCCGGUUUGGUUUAGAACAGUUGCGCCAUGGUUAAGCUCAUUCAGCUGAUGUUCUUUGAGUCUAUCUUAUUGUGACAGGAAACCCAUCUCUUUUUGGAGCUCCAUAUCAUUUGGCUCAGCUCAGUAGAGCUGGCUGUUUUGCUCCCAACUGGCUCUUUAUUUGGCACCAGUUUGGCUUUUUUAAAUGUGGCUUAAAUAACAACUUAGGAUGGAGGUCUCUCACCCCACAAGGUUUAUUCGGUUGUUAGUAAAUCAUCAAAGGAUUUUUCUUUUUAGUCUAGCCCCUAAACUCAGUACAAGCCUCCUCUUGACUUUUGUCUAGCUUCAUCUCACUUAAAUACGCUAGGUCUGCAGGACUGAGUAAUUUGUGAUAUUGACUGCCACCACACCAAGUAAAUCAGUUAUACUGUGGUAAAAAUAAAAGUUUUGUAAAAUGAAGGAAUUGUACUCAAUGUAUGUAGAAAUUUAUUGAUGGCAAGUGCAGUGAAGAGGUCCAUUUAGAGCUGUUAAGUACAAACUUUCCUCUGUUCCUAUCAUUCCUAAUGGCUGUCCUCCACUGCCUGACCCCCAAUGGCCAUUCUGUCCCCCGUUUAAUCUGCAAACAUCCUAUAGACCAUUUCUCAGUGUUGUGUGGUGGUUUCAACUUCUGCAUGGGAGCUUUAACAUGCAUUUCUAAAGCAAUGUUUUAAAAUGAACCUCUUCAGUUAAACAUGCUGAUUAAAAUAAAUCCUAAACACCACAUGAGACAUGCAAACCCCCCCUAGAGCUCAGCAGCUGAUGUCACAUUAAACCAUCACCAGCAGAGACUUCAGCAGAGUCACGCCGUAUUUUUUUUUUUUAUCAUAAACUGACUGUUGCUGUACGCUGGUGUCCUCCCUGCUGGUUUGUACCAAUGAUGUCUUUAACUCUACCCACGUGGGCACACUUACCUACCAGCCUGAGUACAGCACAGAGCACCUGUCCGCCCUUUACAAGCUCUUCCAAAGCCUCCGUGGAUCUGCAGGGACCGUCAACGAUCUGCAGGAGCAAAUACCACCCCACCCCCCCUCUCCGGACGAUGUCACUCGGGCGUUAUGCCAAAGCUUCUGUGGACUAAAAACUGCAUGCAUGGGGUCAGUGACAUAUAAAAAUAUGCAAACCCUAAGUGUUUAACACAAGCCUAUCAUGCUUCCCUAUGUGUGUGUUAGUGUGUGAGCGUCUGGAUGUUUGAGGAGGAGGGUCCGACUCUUUAGGGAUACUAACGCUGUUUUUGUUAGAUGAACAUAAAGGCAGCUAUGUGAAGUCAUGCCAAAAUCAUCCUUUCUAUUUGGAUAAACCUGAUAAGAGUGGAGACCAGAAAGAACCUGCUGCUGCUUUUCUUCACAGAAAGAUCUGAGCUCUUCUCAACUCUACUCACCUGGAACUGGUACUCUAUGUUUCACAUGAGAAUUGUAAAAAAUACCAGGAUUUAAACUUAAAUGAUAACAUUAAAAAUCAGAUUAUACUGAUGCUGUUUCAAUGCCAUCAUAAUGAAAAUAGAAGUCCAACGCAUCCAGUUUGGGCUAUUUUUUUUCCUCCAAAAAUCCUAUAUAUUAUCAGAGGCCUUGUCAACACAUAAACAAGAAUUUUCCUCCUCUUUGUUUGAAAAAAGUAAUCCCAUCCAUACAUGCUGCAUUCUAUGAAAACUUUUGUCCACAUGAAAACAUAAAAAUGCACCGUUACAUGCUGUAAAGAACACACUGUGUCAACAGUAGCCUGUCCAAAAAACAAAAUUUCAAGUUAGAGGAUUGAGGAUAAACAAAGAAUAAACUUUAGUUGAUGUAGUUCUGCUGGCCCUGCUUAAAACUACACAAACUUUUUAGGCAUACUACAAACAUUUACAGCUGAUCUAACUCUGUUUUUACAGGCAAUACAUGUUGAUAGCCAAUGUAGGUCAAUAUUAAAAACCCUUAUAGGCCUACUUUUAUCGCCGUGUAAGGUUAAUGUUUAUAGCCAAUGUAGGUCCGUAUUUAUAGGUGAUAUAGGGAUAUUUUUACUGCUGACAGGUUGAUAAUUAUAGUCGAUAUUGGUUGAUAUUUAAAGUCAAUAAGUCAUUUAUACAUCUGAUGUAGAUUUAUAUUUAAAGCCAGUAUCAGUCAAUGUUUACAGCCAAUAUAGGCCUACUUUCACAGCCAAUAUAGGCUGAUAAUUAUUGCCAAUUUAGGUCCAUAUUUACAGCUGAUAUAGGCUGAUUUUUGAGGCCAAUAUAGGCUGAUAUUUAUAACCAAUAUUGGUUAUUUACAGUCAUAUAGGCCUGUUUUACAUCUGAUAUAGACUGAUAUUUAUAGAUGUUGAUGUUUACAGUCCAUAUAGGUAGAUAUUUAUAGCCAAUUGAGACCCAUAUUUACAGCUGUUAUUGGCCUAUCUUCCUGCUAAUAUCGGCCAAUUAUAUGGCUAAUAUUGGUUCAUAUUUGAAGUCCAUACAGGUCUGGUUUCAAAUCUGAUGUGGAUUGAUAUAUAUAGCCAAUAUUGGAUGAUAUUACAGUCCAUAUGGGUUUAUUUUUACAACUGAUAGACUGAUAUUUAAAGCCAGUGUCAAUUCUUUUUAACAGCUAAUAUAGGCACGUAUUUAUAGCCAAGUUAGGUCGUAUUUACAGCCAACAUAACCUGACAUUUAAAUUUAAUUUAGGCAGAUAUUUAUGGCCAAUUGAGAUCCAUAUUUACAUCUGACAUAUAGGCCUGUUUUACUGCCAAUAUAGGCCAAUAUUUUAAGCCAACAUUGGUUGAUAUUUACAGUCCAUAUAGGCCUAUUUAACAGCUGAUAUAGGCAGAUAUUUGCUGUCCAUAUUUACAGCAGAUACAGGCCAAUACUACAGCCAAUAUAGACUGAUAUUUAUAGCCAAUGUUGGUUGAUAUUUACAGUCCAUUAGGCCUAUUUUUACUGUUGAUCUUGACUUAUAUUUUUAGAAAAAUGAUGGUCCAUGUUUGCAGUGAAUGCAUCAGUUUUAAAUUUGUAAGUUUUUAUACCUGCCAUGAAUGAUAGCAUGCCAAUAAUAUCAGUCAACCCUAAAAGAUUCUUAUGGAGCAUGCCAGUUUGCACUUAUCUGUCCAUAGGUUUCUUAUUGUGUUGUAAACGGGGCACACCCUCCUUUCUUAACAACACAGCAUGUGCUCUGCCUACCAAAAACAGCUCUCACUUUAAUUUGAGUGAGGAGCAGGGGAGCUGGAGCACAUACUCAGCAUAGUUUAUAAAGCAUAAUUGAUAUUUACUCUUCAAGAUCAGGGAGACUCUGACUCAGUCAGAAGCAGAAGGAUAUUUCUGUUGACUCCACAAACAUGAGCAUUAUUUGGACAAAUAUUUGGUUGUAACAAGCAUUAUAUAAAUAGGCCAUGAAUCAUUCAGUGUGUUGUCAGCCUUCCUAUGAGCCUUGAACACACCAGUAGCUUGUGUUAUUAAUGACUUUGGACAAAAGAGUGAGAUAUUCAGUUCCAGUGGCGUCAAGUUGAGUGGAGAAGCCGCAGAGGAAAAGAAGCCAAGAAGAACCCGAGCAAUUAGCGCAACAAAAAGCCUCAAACUGAAUCAGUGUUAGUGCGAGAGAACUGAGCAUUUGAAACUGAGUGGAAACCUUCAAUCCAAAAACCACAGUCUUACCUGAGUGAUAUUUUUGCAUCUUCCUUUUCACAUUUUCAGUAUUUUUACUUACUUUGUUUUGUUAAGCCGAGUCUGAAGAAACCAGAGCUGAACCGCUGUGACUGCCAACCCGUGUCGUCCGCUUAGAAUCCAUGUUAGUCUUAAUCAUAUCAGUCUGUCCUUCUCUCUGCCCCGCUGCAUGUUCUUUAUGUACGUGGGUGACUGUGCGUGGACCAAUUUUGUAACAGUUGUACAAAGCCUUGUUAAGUUAACCUGUGUAUAUAAAUGUUAUACAUAAUAUAUUAAAUUAUUUGUUUUGGA
Molecule: messenger RNA, 9996 nt
Organism: Cheilinus undulatus (humphead wrasse)
Lineage: Eukaryota; Metazoa; Chordata; Actinopteri; Labriformes; Labridae
Product: rho GTPase-activating protein 23-like
Exons: 24
Coding region: 314-4870 (1518 amino acids)
Biological process (GO): signal transduction
Molecular function (GO): protein binding
Source: RefSeq, a predicted model, not a curated record